CGCCGCAAGGGCUGAUGGGAGAAACCGGAUUCUCCACCAAUCGUUGCGCGCGGCGGGCAGCGGCGCGCCGUCGACGUGAGAACGCCGCCGGCGGAACCAGGGGCACGGCAUUCCGCAUCGCAUCCAGGCCUGCAGAUGGAUGCAGAAGGGUUUGGCGAGCUGCUGCAGCAGGCAGAGCAGCUGGCAGCCGAGACAGAAGGUAUCGCGGAGCUUCCUCACGUCGAACGCAAUCUCCAGGAGAUCCAACAGGCAGGGGAGCGCUUGCGGUCCCGGACCCUGACCCGCACUUCACAAGAAACAGCAGACGUCAAGGCAUCAGUUCUCCUUGGAUCCAGAGGGCUCGAUAUAUCCCACAUAUCUCAGCGCUUGGAAAGCUUGAGCGCUGCGACAACAUUCGAACCGCUAGAGCCUGUAAAAGACACAGAUAUACAGGGAUUCCUGAAAAAUGAAAAGGAUAAUGCUUUGCUGUCUGCCAUUGAAGAGUCCAGGAAACGGACCUUUGCCAUGGCUGAAGAAUAUCACCGAGAAUCAAUGCUGGUGGAGUGGGAACAGGUGAAGCAACGAAUCCUUCAUACGUUGCUGGCUUCUGGAGAAGACACUCUGGAUUUCACCCAGGAAAAUGAGCCGAGUUACAGCGGUGAGUUGCCUCCACCAGGUCGCAGUUCCUUGGAUAACACAGAGAUGGCAUACGCCCGACAGAUUUAUAUGUAUAACGAGAAGAUUGUGAACGGACAUCUUCAGCCUAACUUGGUAGACCUUUGUGCUACUGUGGCAGAAUUGGAUGAUAAGAACAUUGCUGACUUGUGGGCCAUGGUGAAGCAAAUGACAGAUGUUCUGCUGGUUCCCGCAAGUGACACAUUGAAAAUACGGACGAGCAUGGAGGUGCAGAUGGAGUUCGUAAGGCAGGCCUUACAAUAUCUUGAGCAAAGCUACAAGAACUAUACCUUGAUGACGGUCUUUGGAAAUUUGCACCAAGCCCAACUGGGCGGAGUACCUGGGACCUACCAGUUAGUCCGCAGUUUCUUGAACAUCAAACUCCCAGUGUCUGUUCCGGGGCUGCAGGACGGGGAAGUGGAAGGUCAUCCUGUCUGGGCCAUCAUUUACUAUUGCAUGCGAUGCGGGGACUUAAUGGCAGCCAUGCAAGUGGUCAACCUAGCUCAGCACCAGCUGGGAGAUUUCAAAACUUGGUUCCAGGAGUACAUGCACAGCAAAGACACAAGGCUUUCUCCUGCCACCGAGAACAAAGUUCGCCUCCAUUACAGACGGGCUCUGAGAAAUAACACGGACCCUUACAAAAGAGCUGUGUAUUGUAUCAUAGGCCGGUGUGAUAUUGCCGAUAACCACAGUGAAGUUGCAGAUAAAACGGAAGAUUAUCUUUGGCUGAAGCUGAAUCAAGUGUGCUUUGACGAGAACAGUUCUAGCGCACCGCAAGACAGGCUGACUUUGUCCCAGUUCCAGAAACAACUGCUUGAAGAUUACGGAGAAUCGCAUUUUACCGUGAACCAGCAGCCCUUCCUCUACUUCCAAGUCUUGUUCCUCACCGCCCAGUUCGAAGCUGCCAUUGCUUUCCUUUUCCGUACCGAACGUUUGCGUUGCCACGCCGUGCAUGUGGCUUUGGUUCUCUUUGAGCUGAAGCUGUUGCUGAAAUCGUCUGGGCAGAGCGCACAACUCUUGAGCCAUGAAGCCGGCGACCCUCCGGCCACCCGGCGUCUGAAUUUUGUCCGACUUCUGAUGCUGUACACCCGCAAGUUUGAAUCGACAGACCCCCGCGAAGCUUUGCAGUACUUCUAUUUUCUCAGGAACGAGAAGGACAGCCAAGGCGAAAACAUGUUUCUGCGUUGCGUGAGCGAGUUGGUGAUCGAGAGCCGAGAGUUUGACAUGAUUCUUGGAAAACUGGAGAACGAUGGCAGUAGAAAGCCUGGAGUUAUUGACAAGUUCACGAGAGACACCAAACCAAUUAUUAACAAAGUGGCCUCAGUGGCAGAAAGCAAAGGAUUGUUCGAAGAGGCCGCCAAACUUUACGACCUUGCCAAGAACCCCGACAAAGUCCUUGAGCUGAUGAACAAGUUGCUCAGCCCCAUCGUGUCUCAGGUCAGCGCUCCCCAAUCCAACAAGGAAAGGCUGAAGAACAUGGCACAUGCCAUUGCAGAGAGAUACAAAGCCCAAGGAAUAAGUACCAAGAAGCCGGUUGACUCAACGUUCUACCUUCUCUUAGACCUGAUCACGUUUUUUGACGAGUAUCACGCUGGCCAUAUUGAUAGGGCCUUUGAUAUCAUCGAACAGCUAAAAUUAGUCCCACUGAGUCAGGAGUACGUGGAAGAACGAGUCGCAGCCUUCAGGCAUUUCAGCGAUGAAAUCAGGCACAAUUUGUCAGAGGUCCUCCUUGCCACGAUGAAUAUCUUGUUUACCCAGUAUAAGAGGUUGAAAUGUGCCAGCCCAGCCACGCCUGCUAGGCCCACCCGGGUCAUUGAGGACCGAGAUUCGCAACUCCGAUCUCAAGCUCGGGCACUCAUCACCUUCGCCGGGAUGAUCCCCUACAGAACGUCAGGGGACACCAACGCUCGUCUAGUACAGAUGGAGGUUCUCAUGAACUAGCUGAGCGGGGAAGCCAGCUGGUGGUAGUGGUGCUUCUUUUUGUGUGCACAUUGAAAGGGUGAUGGUUACGGGCCUCCAGUUUUAAUUUUUGUUCCUUUUCUUUUCUUUUCUUUUUUUUUGUACGCCUUUUUUUUUUUCGUCAACCGCAAUAAAUUUCUUUGGAUUUACGUAUUUCGUUUUAUUGAUACCUUGUUUUACUUUGCACGUUUUUCUUACGUUCUCUCGUUUCUUUGUUUCACUUUUCAAACUCUUUUCUUCUUCUUUUGGAGGGAAAUGGGAAAGAUCUUUUAAGUUAUGACCAGAAGAAGCAUGUAUUAUGUCUUUAUCUUAUUCCAUUGAAGAUUAAUAGCCCCCUCCCACUGUGACUGUUUUGCCCCCAUUCCAGGUCAUUGACAGUUGAUAACUUGUGUGUCAAAUUCAACCCAAUGUAAUGUGCAUAAUGGUUGGGUUGGCCCAACUCUCUGGACCAGGGGUCCCCAACCUUGGCAAUUUGAAGCCUGGAGGACUUCAACUCCUAGAAUCCCCCAGCCAGCAAAGUCCUCUAGGCUUCAAGUUGCCAAGGUUGGAGACCCCUGCUCCGGACUACAUGGAAAUGGGUAAUUUAUGGAUUAAUGUGUGGUGGAGAUUCAGCAACUGCCUUAGCAUAUUUGAGGGAACCAGGCUCUUAAAAUUUUGGUCAUUUUUCUUUCCCCUGAAUGGCUCAAAAGCCCUCUGGAUAAGACUGACAUUGUGAAGAAGAUAGAAUUUUCAAUCUGUUUUUUUUGCAGAGUAUAAUUUCCACUAUGUUUACGUCCCUUUAAAAAAAAAAAAUGAAGGAAAAUUAUACUAGAUUUAUCCAUGGUCGGUUGUUGAAUUUCAGUAUGAUCCUGAGGGUGGGGAGAGUUGCGACAUUGGCCAGGGUUGCCGGGAGUGGGUGGCAACGUAAUUCAUAAUAAUAACCAUAAAUGUCAGAUUCCGUCCAAUGAAACACUUUUCCAAUCAGGUUGGGAGCAAAGCAAGCAGAACUGGAAUUAAAUAUUUAACUGGUAUAACCGUUACUAAGUUAAAAAUGCUAUUUGAUUGGUUAACGGUAAAUAAUGGGAAUCAAAUACUACUACACAUUUGGGAUAAUUAGAGAAUAAAGUUAGCUUAUAGUGCCUCCUUGCUUGUUUAAGAGAUUUGUGACUUAGACUGUAGCUUUCCUCAGUUUAUUUAUUAUUAUUUAUUAGUUUGAUUUAUAUGCCGCCCUUCUCCGGAGACUCAGGGCGGCUUACAAUGCUUUUAAGCAAUAGCCUUCAUACUUUUGUAUAUACCUGCUUAGUAGGGCUUUUCGGCCCCCCCUAAGCGGUGUUCUAUUUUAUACAAAGUCAGCUUAUUGCCCCCACAAACCGGGUCCUCAUUUUACCUACCUCGGAAGGAUGGAAGGCUGAGUCAACCUUGAGCCUGGUGAGAAUGGAACUCGCAGUAAUUGCAGGCAGCUGGCAGCUAAAUACUACUUUAACAGUAGUUUAGUCCACUGCGACACCAGGCUCUUUAUACUGCAACAAAGGCUCUUUAGACUGCAGUUUAGACUGCAACAAAGAACCAUAAUACCACUAUUAAAAGAAUCAGUAGUUUAAAAAUGGAAGUAAUGCUGAGUAUCGCUUUCCUUUAAUUGUCAUAUUAAUGAUCCCCAGAUGUAUGCCCUAUACAACAAUAUAGGGAUGUGGUUCUUAGAACAAAAGAUUAUUUCUAGGUGAACUCUUAAUUUUGAGUGAGUUUCCAUGGGCAGGAAGAAAUAAUUAGCAAAUAAAUAUAUGCCUGCAAAAAAAGGGCAAUUGCAUAGCCAUGAACUGACUUUUGGGGGGCCCUUCCAUGGAUUCCCCCCCCCACGCUUAUUUUAUCCUAUUGUCCCCCAACUGUGUGGAACCCAAUUUAAGAGAAUUUCCAGCUGGUCUGUCCAAUUCAUUUGGGGAUCAUUAGCAAGGGGGAGAUGUGUUGAAGCAUUUAUGUUGCAUCAAGAGAAAGAAGGAAAGGAAAUGCUCACGAUCGUCUCCUCCUCUCUGGAAAUUUAAGUAUUGAGAGUUUAGGAGUAUUUAUUUCGAUUAUUCACUAGUGAUUGGUUAAAAGUGAGCUAUUUGUGCAAAUGAGACCUUCCUGUUGAUGGUUCUUGGCUUUAGUACCCGAUAGUUACGUUUAUCUGUCCUCUUUCUGCUGUUUUCCCAAGAUUUAUAGGGAUGGAAGGGACCUUGGAGGUCCUCUAGUCCAACCCCAAGACCUAGAGAGAGAUCUAGCUUUAGGAAGGGAGAUUGUGCAACUGAUAAAUAAAACCACCCUAGGGAAAUGCUUGAUUGUGGGUGGAUGGGUGGGUUCCUUUUUUAAUGUGAUUUAUCCUGGAACAAGCUCAGUUCUUCAAAACCGGAUGAGAAGCCAAGAAGCUCCAAGCUGACGUCCUGGUAUUGUUGCUGCAGCUGGUGUUGUGAAUCAGGCCGACAAAAAGUGCGUCUUACUAUCCGGCUAUUUCACUACACCAGGGUCGCAUCAUACCACUUGCACAAACCGUCACCGACAUGCGGACGAUUCGCUCCAAAGACAACUUCUGAGUCCUGGAAGCAGAAUGGCCUUGACUUCCCUCCUCUUUCUGAAUCUGAAGACGUCGACGGCGUUUAAGAUCGGUCCAGAUUUUGCUGAAAACAUCAAGAAAGCUCCAUCACUUCUUCCUCCUUCAUUCAGAAGAAUAUCUCCCAAACGAGAGGAUCUCUUAACUUAGAAUGAAUUCCACAGAAAGGAUGGCUUUGCACGUCUUAGAUAAUUGGGGUGGGGAAACGGUGAGAAAGAAAAUGGAGAGGGUCUGUUUUUUUUAAAAUCAAUGCAUUUGUUUAUUUAUUAAAUUUAUUUGCCGCCCUGGUCUUAAUGAAACGAACUCUGGGCAGCUUUACAGCAUUAUAAUAUUAAAAUCCUCACACGUAAAUAUCUCUAAAACAAUAUAAGUGUAAAUCCCAAUCAAGAUAAAAUUACGUUAAAAAGAUUGUUGAUCUUUAAAAUGCACGAUUGGUUUAUGGAAUGUGGGCCAUUCGGUGGUGGAGUUUUGACGAAAAGCUACGUGGGUUUUUUGUGUUUUUUUCCUGAAAAACUCAACACCUUUUUUUUUUUUUGUGGUGGGUCAUGUUGUUUUGAAGUGUAUGACGAGGGCUUGGAAACUAGCAGGCAAAAUGGAAACGGGAUAUUUCAUGUUGCUGUAAUUGCAAAUAAAUGCGUGGAAAAUAAAGUUAUAAAACCAGAAGGAUA
This is a messenger RNA of Pantherophis guttatus, 5841 nucleotides long. RefSeq names its product nucleoporin 93 (gene NUP93). NCBI's taxonomy places the organism in Eukaryota, Metazoa, Chordata, Lepidosauria, Squamata, Colubridae. The record is from RefSeq and is a predicted model, not a curated record. Gene Ontology annotation, cellular component: nuclear pore. Gene Ontology annotation, biological process: protein import into nucleus; poly(A)+ mRNA export from nucleus. Gene Ontology annotation, molecular function: structural constituent of nuclear pore.